AUCGCCAUCGAACAGUCGAUAAUCUUCUCAACGUGCUUUAUAUCAAAGUUGACGAGAAGAAACGUCAAUCGUAGAGCAGUAAUCGUGUUUAAGAUCCACAAAGAAUGUCGUGAGAAAUUAAAAAGGAGAACAGGAGUGUCUUUGAUGUUCGGGAGUUCAAAACGAUCUCAUCGAUCCAUCCGUGACGAUGAAUUCUUUAUGACAUACUCUGCAUACUUCGUUGCAUGCAUUGCUCUUUCUUUGGGUCAUCCACAUCACUCUCUAUACUCCCUGCUCUCUUCAAGAAUGACGUGGCACUUUCUGCUGAUCAUAUGCUGCUACUUGUACGCCCUGCUUGACAUGACCGUCCCGCAUUUUCCAGAACUGGACUUCGAUGAGUACGGAAAAAAGGAAACCUCUUUGUCACUGAGAGACAUUCUGCCAUUGAAUUCAAAACAAUAUGAUAAGCACAGAGCACCAAAAUUCCUCGGCCAACCCACUGUCGUUUAUUUUCAUGUGACAGUGCUUAGCCUAGACUCGAUAAAUGAGGAAUCGAUGACGUACGUGGCCGACAUAUUUCUCGCUCAGAGUUGGCGGGACUCUAGGCUACGGCUACCAGAAAACAUGUCCGAGGAUUACCGAAUACUUGAUGUGGAUUGGUUGCACAAUAUCUGGAGACCCGACUGUUUCUUCAAGAAUGCGAAGAAAGUUACCUUCCACGAAAUGUCAAUACCAAAUCAUUAUCUUUGGUUGUAUCACGAUAAAACGCUGCUUUACAUGUCCAAAUUGACAUUGGUGCUCUCAUGCGCGAUGAAGUUCGAGUCCUAUCCUCAUGACACUCAAAUUUGUUCGAUGAUGAUUGAAAGCCUUUCGCACACGACUCAAGAUCUGAUAUUUCUAUGGAACAUGACCGAUCCGCUUGUGGUUAAUCCGGAAAUCGAGCUACCGCAACUCGACAUAUCGAAUAACUACACAACCGACUGCACGAUCGAAUACUCGACCGGAAACUUCACGUGCAUACAGAUUGUCUUCAAUCUGCGCCGGAGACUGGGUUAUCACCUGUUCCACACGUACAUCCCAUCCGCCUUGAUCGUCGUCAUGUCCUGGAUCGCCUUUUGGAUCAAGCCGGAAGCUAUUCCGGCACGGGUCACCCUUGGCGUGACGUCACUGCUGACUCUCGCUACUCAAAACACGCAAUCUCAGCAAUCUCUACCACCGGUCUCGUAUGUGAAGGCGAUCGAUGUGUGGAUGUCUUCGUGCAGUGUGUUCGUCUUUCUGUCUCUCAUGGAAUUCGCAGUAGUAAACAACUACAUGGGGCCAGUCGCGACAAAGGCCAUGAAAGGAUACUCAGACGAAGAUCUUCGCGAGGCCAUCGAUGAUUUCAAGACGCCGAUGAGGCCGGAUGCCGAAAGAAACAGAAGUCCAACGAGGCAACCGACAGUUCAGCAAUGCUGCCAAGGACGAGCCACUGCCAUUUAUAUUGACAAGGUCUCUCGAUUUUUCUUCCCCUUUUCGUUUUUUAUUCUAAAUGUUGUGUAUUGGAGCACAUUCCUGUAA
Messenger RNA from Wasmannia auropunctata (little fire ant), 1536 nucleotides. RefSeq names its product glycine receptor subunit alpha-4 (gene HisCl1). The transcript is spliced from 8 exons. Gene Ontology annotation, cellular component: membrane; neuron projection; synapse. Gene Ontology annotation, biological process: chemical synaptic transmission; nervous system process; regulation of membrane potential. The coding region runs from base 145 to 1536 and encodes 463 amino acids. NCBI's taxonomy places the organism in Eukaryota, Metazoa, Arthropoda, Insecta, Hymenoptera, Formicidae. Gene Ontology annotation, molecular function: extracellular ligand-gated monoatomic ion channel activity; transmembrane signaling receptor activity; chloride channel activity. The record is from RefSeq and is a predicted model, not a curated record.